This is a messenger RNA of Lentinula edodes (shiitake mushroom), 414 nucleotides long. RefSeq lists its product as uncharacterized. Lineage: Eukaryota; Fungi; Basidiomycota; Agaricomycetes; Agaricales; Omphalotaceae. The transcript is spliced from 2 exons. The record is from RefSeq and is a predicted model, not a curated record. Bases 1 to 414 code for a protein of 137 amino acids.
AUGAACACAGGUCGUAACACCAUUCGCACCAUAUGGUACGGUAGGCCACCACCUCCGCCUCCGCCUACCCCGCCGCCACCGCCGCCACCGCAACCCUUGUCUCCUUAUGAGUUAGAGCUGAAUAUCAAUUGGGUAUUCAUACUAUUGGUUACCAUGCUUGUUAUGUUCAAACUUGCUAAGAAGGUUUAUCUGGACGAUGUAAACUCGAAAUUGAACAAUACCCAAGAGCUAAUGGCAGCUGUCUCUGCGACAAGGAAUGGUUUCUUAACAGAAUUAAGGGUUCGUUGGAACCCGUUACUUCAGCCAUAUGCGGAGAAGAGGUUCAUCGAAGCGUUGGAGGAAUUCGAUAUGAUUGUCGAGGCAAAGCAAAAGCAAUCAGAGGCACGAAGAGAGGUGGUCAAUAAUUUGGAAUAA